CCGCGGUGCCGGGAGCCGGAGAGGGUGGCGGCGCCGGGGAUAUGGCCGCGGCGGGGCUGCUUUCGUGCUUCCUUUCGUGCCUCCUGGUCGCACUGCCCCUCCGCUGCGCAGGUCUAACUAAUCUGAAGAGUCCUCAAGAUAUUCAGAUCUACGUUGUAAAUACAAACUUCACUCUGAGGUGGAACUACACUGAGGAUGAUACCCACAUAACGUUUUCAGCUCAAUAUCGCUGGUUUGAAGACUUUGAGACAAAUGAAACAGAAUGGAAAGAUUUGCCCGGGUGUCAAAAUGUCACUCACACUGAAUGUGACUUUUCCUCAGCAAUAACUGAAUAUUAUGUUAAACAUCAUGUGCGUUUAAGGGCUGAAACAAGAGAAGACAAAUCUCCAUGGUCUAGUAUUUUUGAAAUGAUUCCGUAUUAUAUAGCUGAGAUUGGUCCACCAGAAAUAGAGUUGCAGUCUACAAAUGGAGUAAUAAAAAUUAAGGUUUCUCCUCCAGAAGCAAAUCAGGUCCAGAAAAUGUGGAUAGAUGAUCUGAGUUUUAAAUAUAACUUAGUUAUCUGGGAAAACUCAUCAAAUGCAGAGUUCAGAAAACAAAGUAUAUUUCCUACUGAUACAAUUAACGAUCUUGCACCAGAAACUAUCUACUGUUUGAAAGUUCAAGCAACCCGUCCUUUGGAUUUUCAAGAAGGCUUAUUCAGUCCCAUUCAUUGCAUAAAAACUACCCGUAAAGCAAAAGACCUACUUUGUCCAACACAUGUGAGAAUUUUUGCUUUGGACAUGAUGUUUCAUCUUCACUGGAAUAGUCAGUACAAACAGCAUGUGAGCUAUACUGUACAGUAUCUCCUGGGGUAUUUGAAGAAGCUUCAUGGUGAUUACUCUGCAAAGUGGCUCCAUGUGCCUGGAUGUGAAAACAUCACUAAUACAAAAUGCAACUUCUCAUCUAUCAUCACUAUUACUCGCGGAUUUUAUUAUCUCCGUGUACAGGCAGUGAAUGAAUAUAAUAGAUCGUGCUUGUCUGAUGAAGUGAAAGUAGAUCCUCUGGUAACAAAUGAAAUCGGCCCUCCCAUUGUAAAACUGGACAUCAGUGAUGUUUUGCUCCAUAUCCAGAUCUCUCCUCUGGGAGGAUCUGAAACUAAGGCCUGGAGAGACCAUUAUAACUUAUCUUACCGGAUUCUGUAUUGGAAGAAUUCUUCAAAUAAUGAGGAGGAAAUGAAAACGAAAGUGAUAAAACAGACAAUAGGGACAGUUUCUGAUCUAGCACCCUCAACUUUGUAUUGUGUAAAAGUACAAGCAUUCUCAGAAACUUACAACAAAAGCAGUCAUUUCAGCAAGGAUGAAUGCAUCAGAACACCUGGAGAUAAAGUGGUACCUCUGAUCAUUUUAAUAACAUUCGUAAGUGCUUUGAUUGCUGUCUUGCUUGGGGCAAUGCUCAUCAUUUUUGUCCUAUAUCAAGCAUAUAAUCGGAUCAAGUAUGUGUUCUUUCCUUCGUGUCAUCCUCCUUCAAACAUAGAGGAUCUUGGAGGACUACCUUUCAGCAGUCCAUACAUGUUAACUGAAGAAGAGCCAACAGAAAAGUUUUCCAUAAUUGAAAGUAUCAUCACAGAAGAAACAAAUCAAAUUGAUUUUAAAGACUACAAACAUUCUAAACAGAGCAGUCGAGAUUCAGGAAAUUAUUCUAAUGAUGAUGACACUUCAGGGAGCAAAGUGUCAGAAGAAGUGCUAGAAAAGGAAAUAGUAUAACUUAAGAAAAUAAAACUCAAAUGUUGGACUUGCAGUAUAUCAAGCACUUAAACUUUUUUAUUAUGAAGGUCUCGAGCUAAUGAAGACAGGAUGACUUUGGGUUCUGGGUGCUGAAGCUCCCAAAUCUGAAAUUUGCUAAUGGAAAGUUAGAAAGUUACAUUCCUUCUCUGCUGCAAGAGGACUCAAAUCAAAGCACAAUUGACUUCUAGUAACUUAGGCCAUUUUGACGGAAUUUUCUGCUUAUGAUAAAAAGAGUGCCAUUUGAACAAAGGAGCAGAUCUGUACGCUUUGUAUACUUGAACCUGGUAACAUCGAUGAGACUCUACUGACGUUCUGCAAAAAGUUUCUCACUAUUUAGGAGACUGAAGCAUCAAAAUCCAGUGUUGAAUUUUUGUGUAUUCACACAAGCAGGAGGAAAUCGUUGCCUAAUAGGAUUUUAAGAACUUCUCUGACCUCUUCUCCCAGCCCCCUUGGGGCAGUGUUUUUUAGCUCGAUGGGUCCACAGCAAAGGAUAUAAAGAGAGCAAUAGCCUCAGCGAGGUGCCUCCUCUGAGCCUACUCGUAGAGUUCCUUGUGGCCGAUGCUGCGGGAUGCUCCUGGUGCCUGCUCUCCUGCUCAUAUAUCUGUGUCCCUGCAUCAGGGUGCUCUCCUCACACAGUGCUCAGUGAUCUGGGCGAGUAUGGGUGGGGGGACGGAGCAGGAAGGAGGUUCACUCUGCUUAACUAUGAAGAAAAGUUGUAACAGUGGAAGCUCGUUUGACCAAAUUAUUUUGCACCACAUGUAGGACAACAAUGAAUGUCCAAGCCAUGUGUACACUUCAGGAAGAAAACAUAUUAUUAAUUUAAUGACAAGGCAUGUUAAGAGGCAUAUUCUUAAUUUUGCUUCUUUUUUGUUUUGUGGUUAGAUACCCAGAAGUGUAAAAUAUUUACUUCUUAAUGAGUUUUAUUUAGAAACGUGACUCUCUCUUAACAAAGAAGGAACUGAUUUCUGUAAUUAGAAGGACUCAAGUUGCAUUAAGAAUAUAUCCUAACAGAGUGGUGAGGAUAUUUGUCAUUCAAAACUUUCUCAAUUUGGUCUCAUUUUAUUAACAGACUUUUCUUUCUACAAAAUACCAGAAUAUGCUGCAAUAACAUUUUUCCAUUUGCA
This is a messenger RNA of Rhea pennata, 2887 nucleotides long. RefSeq names its product interferon alpha and beta receptor subunit 1 (gene IFNAR1). Gene Ontology annotation, molecular function: protein binding; type I interferon receptor activity. NCBI's taxonomy places the organism in Eukaryota, Metazoa, Chordata, Aves, Rheiformes, Rheidae. The transcript is spliced from 11 exons. The coding region runs from base 42 to 1742 and encodes 566 amino acids. Gene Ontology annotation, biological process: type I interferon-mediated signaling pathway. Gene Ontology annotation, cellular component: plasma membrane. The record is from RefSeq and is a predicted model, not a curated record.